Agelaius phoeniceus (red-winged blackbird) is the source of this 594-nucleotide messenger RNA. The record is from RefSeq and is a predicted model, not a curated record. Lineage: Eukaryota; Metazoa; Chordata; Aves; Passeriformes; Icteridae.
UUUGCCCAGUUGGCUCGGCUGCAGCGGGAACUGGGCCAUGAGGCCUUUCCACUGGUGCCCCAGCGCUUCUGCAACCGGCCCCGGGGACUGCUGACCGCCCCCACUUUCCCCAUGACGGUGACGCUCAGCCCCGCCCCUGCCGGGGUGGGAGAGGUGCGCGUGGGCUCCCCGCAGCUCCUGGGGGCCGUGGCCGCUGCCAUGGGCGGGGGCCCCGGGCGGGGGGGCGCUGCUGCGGGGGGGGGCCCCGUGGGAACCGAGCGGGUCUGCGGGUGGUCCCUGGGGGGCGGGGACACGGCGGGGGAGGGGCCGCAGGUGGAGCCGGUUGCUCUCAGCCCCAGGCACCGGGCGUGGGUCGACGCCUGCGCCGGCCUCUUCGGGGGCGUCGACAUCUGCGGGGUGGAGGCGCUGAGGGGCCCCGACGGGCAGGAGCAGAUUGUGCAGGUCCUGGGCUCGUGGCUGCCUCUGCUGGGCGGGCGCGGCGCCGAGGACCAGGCCCGGAUCGUGGAGUUGGUGCUGGAGCGGAUGAGGGAGGAGCUGCCCCGCCCCCGCAGCCCCUCCCCCGCCCGGUGCUUCCCAGACCCCCCCAAAAUUUAA